AAAUUAGUAGAUGUAACAGUCUAAACUUUUAUGACAAGUGGGAAAAAACCAUGCAUUAAUAAUGCUCAAUAAAUUUUAAUUCAAUGAAGCUAAGAUUUAGUAACAUCUCACCACCACUCAAUCUUAUAUAUUGCUUCUGGCCAAGAAGUGACUGGGAGACAAUGGUUGAUCAUCAAAGAAUGGUCUGGUUUAAUGUAGUUACAUUAGUGGUGUAUUUAUUUUCAGUUUGUGCAGUGAAAGCCCAGAGUAAUGAAGACUUUGUGCAGUGUCUGUUCUCCAAGUUCCCCAACAUCACCACACAUCUUUAUAAUAAAACUUCAUCUGAAUUUCGACCUCUUUAUCAAUCUAUGCAGCAAAAUACAAGAUGGCUCGACGAUUCAGCAGCACCUGUUUUUAUAUUAACUCCUUUUAGUGAGUCUGAGAUUCAGGCAGCUGUUGCAUGCAGUCAAUCUAAUGGAGUGAAACUCAGGAUCAAAAGUGGUGGCCAUGACUAUGAGGGACUAUCGUUUCGAUCCAGUACAAGUUCACCCUUUGUCAUCAUUGACAUGUCUCAGCUUCGAGACGUGAGGGUAGAUGUGGCUAAUGAAGUGGCAUGGGUGGGGGCAGGAGCGACGAUUGGAGAGCUUUACUACGCCAUUGCUAAGGAAAGUUCUGUUCACGGGUUUCCUGCAGGGACGGCUCCAAGUGUUGGAGUUGGAGGACAAUUUAGUGGUGGUGGCUUUGGAUGGUUGGUUAGAAAGUAUGGCCUAGCAGCUGACAAUGUGCUGGAUGCGCGCAUUGUGGAUGCGUCAGGGCGCUUGCUUGACAGAGGAAAAAUGGGGGAGGAUUUGUUUUGGGCCAUUAGAGGAGCUGGUGGAGGUAGUUUUGGCAUUAUCACUUCUUGGAAAAUUAAGCUAGUCCAGGUUCCUCCAAUCAUGACAACUUUUACCAAGCACAAGCUGCUAACUGAAAAUGCUACUGCAUUACUCGACGAGUGGCAAACAAUAGCCCCAAAGCUCCCGAACAAUCUGGUCAUCAGAAUUUUGGCAAGACUGCAAAAUAAAAACGGAGAGAAAUCAGUUAAAAUUUCCUUUAACUCUCUCUUCCAGGGGGCUAAAUCCGACUUAAUGUCAAUUAUGAACGAGAAAUUUCCAUCUUUGGGUUUGAUGGAAUCGGAUUGCUUUGAGAUGCCAUGGGCAAACACUUCUCUUCUUUACUGGGGAGCAAAGCAAGGAAAUGAGUACCCGUUAGAGGAUAUACUAAACCGAACAGACAGGCUUGUAGGUACAUACAAAGGCAAAUCUGAUUUUGUAAGGACACCGAUCCCCACAAGUGCAUUCCAAGGAAUUUGGAAUUUGUUUACAGAAGAAAGUGGCCUUAUGAUAUUUGAACCAUUUGGGGGAAAAAUGGAUGAGUUCUCAGAAACUGACCUUCCUUUUCCUUACCGCAAUGGUACACUAUAUAACAUGCAAUAUUUAGUCCAUUGGCAAAACAAUGAUCAAGAACAGGGCCAGCGAAGUGUGGAGUGGAUAAACAAAAUGUACAAAUACAUGACACCUUUUGUGACAAGCAAUCCGCGGGGGGCAUAUGUGAAUUACAGGGACCUUGACUUGGGAAUGAAUCAACCCCAAGGCAAAAGUAACUACGAUGAAGCUAAAGUUUGGGGAGAGAAAUAUUUUGGCAACAAUUUUAAAAAAUUGUGUAGCUUGAAGCACCGGGUUGAUCCUCAAGAUUUCUUCAGUUAUGAGCAGAGCAUUCCUCCGGUGUCUUCAGAGUCUGAACAAGCAACUGUAAUGACAUCCAAACUGCCACCAAUUGAAGCGAUGAGGGCACCACCGACUAAAUGGUACAGUGGAUGGAGCUGAGCCAAGAUAGAAUUCUUUUGAAAAUGGCAAUAAUAAACAUAGAAGAAUAAGUGACACAAGCACUUGACAGUUACACCUUACAUUUAUCAAGUGAAAUGAAAUGUGUUCCAUCACUAUGAACUGCAACAGAUUACUGAUUGCAUCAGAUUAUUAGUUAUCAGAUUUUGGUAUGAAUUGUA
Messenger RNA from Daucus carota subsp. sativus, 2023 nucleotides. RefSeq names its product berberine bridge enzyme-like 23. Bases 84 to 1844 code for a protein of 586 amino acids. NCBI's taxonomy places the organism in Eukaryota, Viridiplantae, Streptophyta, Magnoliopsida, Apiales, Apiaceae. Gene Ontology annotation, molecular function: oxidoreductase activity; FAD binding. The record is from RefSeq and is a predicted model, not a curated record. The transcript has a single exon.